GAGCAACACCAACGUCCUGUCCACCACGCCUGUGGUGGUCCUGUCCACCAACGUCCUGUCCACAUCCGCGUGUGCGUGGGCGUGUGUUUGCGGCUCAAGAGGGGGCGGGGGCGUGUGGGACGAGCUCAAGCCGGGCAGCAAAGGAGGAGGGGCGGACGGAGGGCGACCGUCGCAAGCAGGGGCCGCGCGACGGCGACCGUUGGGGCCGGAAGGCCAGCUCGGAUGCCGACAUGUACUCUGACGAGGGCGAGAGCGACUCGGUGUAUGAGAAUGGCGGUGGCGAGCCGCAGGGUCUGGACCUCGAUGACCCCGACCUCUAUCAAGACAGCGAUGAGGACAUGGAGCAAGACGAUGACGUGGCGAUCGAGGACGUGCCUGUCAAGAGGGGGCGGGGGCGGCCCAGGAAGGGCCAGAGGGGCGAGCGGGACGGUGAGUACAAGCCGGGCGACAAGGUCCAGGCAGCCAAGGGCAGCAAGAAGCGCCAGCGCAAGAGCGGCAAGGCUCUCGACGACGACAUCGACCCGUCACUGCAUCGGCUCAAGGACUUCAUCAACAGGAGUGCGCGUGCCCAGCAGCAACAGAGAGGGCGGAAGGGCAGAUGGACUUGCGGCGUCUCGCCUGACGGGGCGCCCGAUGAGGACGACGUCGUGCCCCCGCUGGCGCCUCCGAAGGACUACGACCAGUCUGUGACGGACGGCAAGUCGGGUGCGUCGGACCACAUCAGCGAGCCAUGGGAUCUGACUAGCCGAGCAACCAGCAGCUGUAACAGAACACAGAGCAGUGGACCAGCAUCAGCAUCUCGGUGUAUGAGAAUGGCGAUGGCUAGUCGGAGGGUCUGGACCUCGAUGACCCCGACCUCUAUCAAGACAGCGAUGAGGGCAUGGAGCAAGACGAUGACGUGGCGAUCGAGGAGGUGCCGGUCAAGGGGGGGCGGGGGCGGCACAGGAAGGGCCAGAGGGGUAGCUACAGACAGCCUGCACCAGAGAUCUGAGCCAUGGGACACCAGCCAUGGGCGUGUCCACCUCAUCCCAGCAUCAGCAUCAUGCUGCGCGUGCCGCCACUGCCGCGUCUUCUGCAGAGGACGUCCGCAAGAUCCGCGAGUACGACGAGCACCUGGUCGCCGUGGCGUUGAAUGGAGGCUUCGGGAGGGAUGCCACCGGCCUCACCGAGCUCAUUGUCAAGCUCUUCAGCACUCCACGAUUACCGGAUGGACUUCAUGAGCCCCUGAUUGCCGAGAUCGCGGAGGGCAAGGGCGAGGUGCAUUUUGCUGUCCUGUGUCGAGUGUGGCGUAGCACGCCGACAGGGGCACAGCAAGAUGGAGAUCACCCUCGCCCACGACGCGCAGUCGUUGAAAAAAGGUGAGAGCGGAGGGAGGGAGGGAGGGAUGGACUGUGUGUGUCUGUGUGUCUGUCAGGUGUCUCGUUGUCGGUAUGUGGUGGCCACUCUGCCGCUCGGCGUGCUGCAGGCCUCGCUCAAGUGCCACAUCAGACAACACCAAAUCGACCAAAGCGACACACUCCAGAGAAGGUAGACACCCACCUCACCAUGUGCUGCAAUCUGCAGCCGUCGUGUCACGUCUUGUCACUCCUCUCUGCAUCUGUGUGUGUGUGUGUGUGUGUGUUUGUGUGCCAGUAUGGUGAGGUUCGAUCCCCCUCAGUCGGCGGCGAAGAGCUGGAGAUACUCCGCUCAGCGGAGCUGGUCGUGCCGCGCAUUAUACGAGGCGAAGAGGAUGAGUCUGACGGGUCUGACACCGACAGCGACUUCAUCGACCUGCGCAUCGACUUGGGCGUCAUCGACCCUCGCAAGCACUUCUGGGCCUCGACCGUAACGGCAUCGCGGCCGGUGCAUGUGUCGUCGGUGCCGCCCAAGGCCCUGCCGGACGACGGGUCAUCGAUGGACCCGUCAGGGCAAACAGGCGGCAGCCCCAGCCCGAGUCGAUCCAGCUCCCCUCGGGUGCACGUCAGCCCUGUUCCCUCAUCGCCCGAAGCAUCGGUGACCCAUUUGGAGAAGGGCCGCGACGCGACCAGAGAAGCGCUUUCCCAGGUGCACGGGCAGAAGGCAGUCGCUCAGGGCCAUGUGGGUGAGGGAGGGGCAGCCGGCGUGGUCAUCGAGGCCGUCGCCGAGCAGCAUGUCGUCCAGGGCACGGCAGUUGUCGAUCAGCCGUCCUUGUCGAGUUCAUAUGGUCGCAAAGCCUUCAAGAGCAAGCGGUCGCUCAAGCUGCACCAACUGGAAGGCCAAGAGAGCGGCCCGGUCGUCCAGGGAGAUUCUGCACAUCUCUCCACUUCCCGUUCCACUGCCGGCCAGUCACCUGUCCCGGUGGCGGUGUCCAUGGAGGCAGAGGAGGGCGACCCGGGCAACGGCGCAAAGCUCGUGUGGGAGAAGGAAGGUAUGAGACCUACACACACGCACACACAUGGCAUGGCGGAGGUCAUCUCUCAUCUCAUGUCGUGCUCUCAUGGAUGGAUGUCACGUGUGUGUGUGUGCAGGUGGUCGUCGGUUCGUGUGA
This is a messenger RNA of Vitrella brassicaformis, 2506 nucleotides long. Lineage: Eukaryota; Vitrellaceae. The record is from the annotation of a GenBank genome assembly.